This is a messenger RNA of Effrenium voratum, 1146 nucleotides long. The record is from the annotation of a GenBank genome assembly. NCBI's taxonomy places the organism in Eukaryota, Dinophyceae, Suessiales, Symbiodiniaceae.
AUGGCGCGAAUGAUUGGCUCGCUGCUGCUGCUUGGUGGGCUGCGGUUGGUGGCAGGAGAUGUGUGCCCCGAUGAUGUUGAGGUCGACCUUUGUGACACCAACCCCGAACAGUUCUCAGGAUCCACGGGCAUGACUCCCAACCUCUCUUUGCUGCUUCUCGUGCUGGCCCUGGCCCAGCCGGGACGCGCAAAGUCUUGGGCCUUGCUGCUGCCCGCUGUUGUGCUGCCAAGCAUGGUGGCUGGGCUCACCUGCGGUGACGUCAAGGACUUCUACAAGACGAACCAGUGCUGCGGUUCCGCGACAAAGGAGCUGGGCACGUACCCGGGCGCGCCGACCUGCCCCUACAACUUCCAGAAGCCGGCGUGCUCCAUGGCAGGGCCCCAGACGCCGCGUGACCUGACCACGGGUGCCAUGGGCGACAGGACGCCAAAAGCCAUCACCCUCACCGACACGCAGGCAAAUUCGCUGCCGCUGGUGAACGUGCACUUCCACUACGGCGCGGAGCACAAGUCAGACGCCUACUCCGACGGAACGGACUCGCAGACCUAUGACUCAAGCCGGCGCUUGGCAACAACCGGCACGGUGCGACCGGGCUGGAUGUGCCCCACGAGCAGCCUGAACAGCACCCAGCUGCAAGCCUACACCUUCCAGUACUGCAAGGGCCAGGUGGAAGUGGGCAAGUCCUACGAGAUUCAUUACGUCCACUCCUCUGCCGGCAUGGAUGCCAAUGAGACAGAUGACGUCAAUGCUGACAAUCUGGCAGACGGCUUGGGAGGUGCCGCAAACGGCCGUGGCCUCUUGAACCCUAUGAUCGUGGUCCAAGCGCAGAUCUUCCAGAUUGUAAACGGUGCAGCCACAGUUGAUGACAUGCUGCAUGGCUGGACCGUUGUUGGCCACACCGACUCUGUGAUGUACUCGGGCUCAACCACUGGAACCUCUCAUGACAACUCCGUGUGCUCGCCGUACGCGAUCUCUUGGCACGUGGACAAGGCAUGCCACCAGGUAUCUCCGGAGUCGUUCGACAACCUUUGCAAGCAGAUGAAGGAGACUUAUGGCAUGGAUGGGGAUUUAUAUCCCCACGGCUCCCGCAUCCUGGUUGACAAGCAAUACGUUGUCCAGUCCCAGUACGUCGUGCCUCUGCAGUGA